GCUCCCGGUAGGAUGUCAAACAUGGCCCUGACUCUGUGGUACUCCAUCCUUCAAUACUACGGGAAGCGACUCGAACAGGAGGAAGCACUGCCCACGGGCCGAUAUCUCCAUGCUGCAGCUGCCGGAAAGCGGAGCGGCGGCCCCGCUCCUGGGCUGCAGCGCCUCGGACCUGGGUGUCGACUCGCUCAUGGCCGUCGAGAUUCGGGUGUGGACCUACAAGGCCGCGGGGAUCCUGGCGCCGCCGAGCAUAGCGCGCCUAUGCGCUAACGCCGCGGGCGUGGUGGUCGCUGGGAGGAAGGAGGGGGCGGUUGCGGCGGCCGAGAGCAAAAAGCAAGCGGCUGCUGUGGUCUCACAUAACGACCAGGGCAUUGCUACUGCUGUUGCUGCUACUGCAAACAGCCCUCAGGUUUCUGCGAGCGGCUCGACCAUUUCCAAGGACGGCGUUGCCUCUGUCAACACAAUCACCUGA
Messenger RNA from Gaeumannomyces tritici R3-111a-1, 469 nucleotides. RefSeq lists its product as hypothetical. The record is from RefSeq and is a predicted model, not a curated record. The coding region runs from base 110 to 469 and encodes 119 amino acids. NCBI's taxonomy places the organism in Eukaryota, Fungi, Ascomycota, Sordariomycetes, Magnaporthales, Magnaporthaceae. The transcript is spliced from 4 exons.